AUGACGGCCCUCAUGUACGCAGCUGCUGACGAUCACGUGGAUGCAGUGCAAGUGCCCCACCCAGACGAGCAUGCAGAGGUAUUGCUAGACUCUGACGCGGACGUGAAUCUGCAAAACAAGGGCUGGGAGCUGAGCAUCUGCUUGCAGGAGGAGUUCACUCCAAUGCCAGUGGUGUCCGUUUGCAUGGUCCCCGCGGAUCAGAUGGGCUUCUACCAGGCCUCGGCAAACCCAAAUGAGGGCUUCAGCCACGUAUGUUGGCAGCUGCCACUGCAGCCACAGAUGGCCCAGAUGAUGCCAGUGCAGCACCUGCCGGCGAUUGCAGUAGCACCAGUGCAACAGCGGCAGCCUGUGCAGAUGCCACAGCCUGCGCAGCAGCUGCCCCUGCAGCAGGUGCAACCGCAAAUGGCAUGUCCGUCCUCAGAAGUUCUGUUGGAUGGGUAUUGGGGCGACACAUACGCAGUUGAGCAGUGCUGCCAAGCUCAGGUCUCUGAAGCUUCAGAGGUCUCCACAGCCCCGUCCGAGGCAUCCCCGCGCUUUGAAAAGGCUCAAGACAUAAGCCAUGCCCAGGCUACCUCGGCUUCAGCGGCCAGACGUCUUCGCCGAAAGCGUGCCGCAGAGCGCAAGGCCAAGGCGGGCGAUGAGGACCUGGCUUACAACUUCGAGUCCCAAAGCCGCUGGGAUGAUCUAAAGCACCGGGUGGAGCAGGGCUUUGAUCUGCAGCACUUGAUAGGCCAUGUGUGGCCGUUGUCUCAGCACAAGGAAGGUUGCCGGUUGGUGCAAACGGCUCUGGAGAAGGCUGGUCGUGAGACGGCCACCAUUUCAUUGGAGCUGCGUGGCCACAUCCUGGAAGCCGUUAAGCAUUCCCAUGCAAAUUAUGUCGUUCAGAAGGCUAUUGCGCAGCUCUCCGUAGCCAGCUCUGCCUUCAUCGUGGAGGAGAUGCAGGGUUCUGCCGCGGUUGUGGCGAGAAACUGCAUGGGGUGCCGCACCUUGUGCCGUCUUGUGGAGUUCUGCAGCACCAACCCUCAGGUUGGCGAGCUCAUGGACGAGCUGAUGUCAGAACUGUGGCACCUAUGUUGCCACUCCUUCGCACACCAUGUCGUCCAGUCUAUCAUGGAGCAUGGUGAGGAGCGGCACAAGCACGUGAUUGCCGACACGCUGCUUGCAGAUGUUAUGCGUUUUGCGAAGCACAAGAACUCCAGCUACCUAGUUGAGAAGGUUCUGUCCAGCUGCAGCAUUGAAGAUCAGGGAACCAUGAUUUGCACUCUUGACCCCCAGAGCAUCCUUGAGUUGGCGAAGACGCAGUACGGCCGCCAUGUGGCGAAGACAGUGCUGCAGGAUCGGCGCUGGUCUGCUACCUGGAGGGCUGGGGAGUUCGAACAGUUCAUCCAACCCUGGAAAGCUGAGCUUGAGAAAGAUCGCUUUGGCUGCCUGUUCCUCAAGGACAUGGCCAAAUCCUCACGCGAGUGA
Molecule: messenger RNA, 1467 nt
Organism: Symbiodinium pilosum
Lineage: Eukaryota; Dinophyceae; Suessiales; Symbiodiniaceae
Source: the annotation of a GenBank genome assembly